AGGGUGUUUGUUGGAUGCUGCCAACGCGGCAAAGUCCACGAGCGUCUUUCCCGCAGUGGAAGUGACUCGUUGUUCAGAAGAGAUUUGCAGAUUUUGACUACACGUAGCGUCCGUCAUCGUGUGCAUAUUCACUGACAACACUGGGAAAUGGCGUGGACAUUCUGGCUAUAUAAUGGCGCUGGGGAGCGAGAUGGGAGACAGAACACAGCCGCUACUGGAUCAGUAACCUGAAUAAGCAGUCAGAAAGUCAAUUGAGUAAAUUCCCCAGUCUUACUACUACUCGUAUCUUGAGCAAAGGUUAGAGGGAAGAAACACGUGCUAAUAAUUUACUAUCAGCGAUGGGCCUCUUCCUUGCUCGCUUGAAGAAGGUGUUUGACGAAUUCGGCAACACUCAAGCUCGGAUUCUGAUGCUGGGUCUGGAUGCAGCAGGCAAAACAACAAUCCUCUACAAGUUCAAGUUGAAUGAGGUGGUGUCCACCAUUCCCACAAUUGGCUUCAAUGUAGAGACUGUUGAGCCAAUGAAGGGCCUGACAUUCACGGUGUGGGACGUCGGUGGACAGGACAAGAUUCGACCACUGUGGCGUCACUACUUCACAGGGACAGAAGGACUGAUCUAUGUAGUGGACAGCGCCGACAGCUCGAGAUUUGCCGAAGCACGUGCCGAGUUGCACUCAAUCCUGGACUCGGAGGAGAUGCGAGGUGUGCCGUUAAUAGUUUAUGCCAACAAGCAGGAUCUGCCGAAUGCUGCCCCACCGUCUGUCCUUAUAGAGAAGUUACAGCUUAGCAAGCUUUCUGGUCAUCAGUGGUAUGUGCAGACGACGUGUGCUACAAACGGCGAUGGUCUCUGCGAAGGUAUUCAGAAAUUCAGUCAGUUAGUGAAGGACUUCAAACGCACAAGGAACCAGUCCAUGUACUGAGAUACGGAUUGAUUUCAACAAGUGAUCAGCUGACAAUGCAAGCCUCACUCUAACUUUGCUACUAUGUGCAAGACGAGUAUCUCAAGGAGUGUUGAAACAUAUUAUCGCAUUCUGUUCAGAACAUGUGCUUUGAGUAUUCAGUGACGAUUACUCGAUUUCCAUUCCUGUAUAUGUUACGUGCUGUAUAUUGCUGAAUCGAUUGCCUCUCUUUUAUUAUUAUUAUCAGGUACAACUACUCCACAACCCCUUUUAAAGUGAAUACAAGUAAGAGCAAAACCUCAUGAUCUGUAUCGAUCACACACGCCAACGGUUUUGAAUACACUAAGCUAGCCAUUAAACAAUUGAUUAUUGAAACUUCAUCUAGGCUUCAAGCACAGAGACAACAUACUGUACUACUGUACUAUUUAUCAAAAAAUUCAAAAUGACCAUCCAAUCCUCUUCAUUACAGUGCAUUAUCCACAUCCUUCUCAUUUCACACUUUAGGGGAGCUGAUGAUACACAUUUUCAUCAAUUUUGAUUUGAUUACAGGCAACCAUCAACUUGAGAAAUUG
Sycon ciliatum is the source of this 1468-nucleotide messenger RNA. RefSeq names its product ADP-ribosylation factor 6-like. Gene Ontology annotation, cellular component: plasma membrane; cytoplasm. The coding region runs from base 339 to 917 and encodes 192 amino acids. The transcript has a single exon. Lineage: Eukaryota; Metazoa; Porifera; Calcarea; Leucosolenida; Sycettidae. Gene Ontology annotation, biological process: intracellular protein transport; vesicle-mediated transport. Gene Ontology annotation, molecular function: GTPase activity; GTP binding. The record is from RefSeq and is a predicted model, not a curated record.